AUGUGCAAACGUCCAUUGCAUUUGGGCAACGGCCAGCUAGUUUCUCAUAUUGUCAGAAUAGUGAGAAUAUGUAAGUGUGUGCUUUUUCGAUAUAGGUUUAAGCACAGCACGCUCCAAGUAAUGGGAACAUCUGUUGAGCAAGAAGGUGCGUGGUCUAUUGUCGGUGGGACAGGUGACCUUGCAAUGGCACAUGGCGUUAUAAACAAAAAACUUCAUCAUAGAACAAGUGAUGGGGACAUAAUCGAGCUUACCAUUCAUGGGUUUUGUCGCAUGCAGAUACCUACUCUUGGAAAAAGUGGCCCAUGGGGUGGCAAUGGGGGUUAUGUUGUUGAUUCAGAAAAACCCUCACGGAUAGAAAGUAUCACCAUCCUAUAUAAAGGAAUAAUUGCUUCAUUUGAAUAUUCUUACAUCGACUACUAUGGAAACAGGCGCACAUCAGGUCCUUGGGGUAGUAAGAAUCCCAACCACACAAAGAUCGUGUUGGCCCCUGAGGAAAUUCUGACUGCAGUGUCUGGAACAGUUAUCAAACAUAAUACCCCCAUGGGGACCAAAGUCGAUGUUGUGCAGACACUCGAGUUUGUCACAAACAAGAAAACAUAUGGACCUUACGGGAAUCUUGACAAUAAUAAAGAACUUGGUACUCCUUUCAGCGCCGUCGCGCCGGAUGGCAAAGCAAUUGUUGGCUUCUUCGGGCAUACUGAUGACAGGUACCUGAACGCAAUUGGAGUUUAUAUUGCCUAA
Triticum turgidum subsp. durum (durum wheat) is the source of this 741-nucleotide messenger RNA. The record is from the annotation of a GenBank genome assembly. Lineage: Eukaryota; Viridiplantae; Streptophyta; Magnoliopsida; Poales; Poaceae.